Molecule: messenger RNA, 4233 nt
Organism: Eupeodes corollae
Lineage: Eukaryota; Metazoa; Arthropoda; Insecta; Diptera; Syrphidae
Product: TBC1 domain family member 25
Exons: 3
Coding region: 244-3735 (1163 amino acids)
Biological process (GO): activation of GTPase activity; regulation of autophagosome maturation
Cellular component (GO): autophagosome
Molecular function (GO): GTPase activator activity
Source: RefSeq, a predicted model, not a curated record
AAUUUCACUUUUCACAGGACGAAGAGCAAGAGGACAAAAAAGAACACUCUUUUUGUGAUUUUCAUUUUGAUAUUUUGAAGAUAUGUCGUCGUCGUCGCCUGUCUGCGUCUCUUACCUGCCUGCAGACACAAAAAAUUAGGUUCCAUCAAUUAAUUAUUGGAAACAUGUAGCUGAACUUUGUUAAUUCCGGAAUCAUUCGAAAAUAAGAAGAAAACUAAGACGACAACUGCUCAGCUUAAAAAAAUGGCCAGCAUCUAUUCAUACACAAGGGAAGCUGUUCGUGUUAAAGUCAAGAAAUGUGAACCAAAUCUUCCACCUGAAUGGAGAAAGUUCAGCGUCGACCCACAAAUCACAUCGCUCGAUGUAUUGUACAGCAUUCUUGCCAAAGCGUUUGACAUCAAGUCUGACUUCUCUAUCAAAUACAAAGCCUUCGACCCGGCUGGCAAUGAAAUCUACUUGGCAGUACUGUCCGACUGGGAUUUGGAUGCAGCGUUCCUUCGCAUCCACAACCUCUCAAUUCAGACCUCGACCGAACCGUGUCUGAUUUUGCAGAUAGACAUAAAACCUUUUACUGAAGUGCGUGACUGGGAGGCCGAGACGCCGCCAGCUACCUUCGGAUCGGGGGCGCGGGAGAUAAUGCAACCCAUUCAGCAGUCGAUUGGCAUGAGCCAGAAGUAUGUUCAAAGCAUGCAAACCAAAUUGCCUGGGCUGAUAAUGAACCAAAUGGAGAAGACGUUCUCUAUUGUGCAGAAGGCCUUCAACAUGAACGAUGAACCUUUAUCUCAACUACCACCUCGUCCUCCAUUAUCUGACAGCGAGUUUCGAAUGUUUCUCGACCCGGUCGGACAGAUUUUGCGGCAGGAUGAGCUGCGUAAGGUGAUUUUUUUGGGUGGAAUCGAUCCGAGUCUGAGGCGUGUCGUGUGGAAGCACAUCCUGAACGUCUAUCCGAACGGAAUGAAUGGACGGGAAAGGAUGGACUACAUGAAGCGAAAGUCGGACUAUUACGUUAAGCUACGCGACACAUGGAAGAUUGCCGUAAAGCGCGGCUGCGUCGACAGCGAGUUGUCUUAUGUCACAAGCAUGGUAAAGAAGGAUGUUCUCCGAACGGACCGCUUGCAUCCAUUCUAUGCUGGUAGUGAUGACAACCAGAACAUAGCAUCCCUCUUCAACAUCCUGACCACAUACGCCCUUAAUCACCCGUCGGUGAGCUAUUGCCAAGGAAUGUCGGACAUCGCAUCUCCUCUGCUGGUGACCAUGAACGAUGAGGCCCAAGCGUACAUCUGCUUUUGUGCCAUCAUGUCCCGAGUGCGGGUAAAUUUUAUGCUUGACGGAAUCGCUAUGACGCAGAAAUUCACCCAUCUCACAGAGGCAUUGAAUUUCUAUGAUCCAGAAUUCUAUGAGUAUCUAAAGCUGCAACAGGCCGACGAUCUGCUCUUCUGCUAUCGUUGGCUUCUAUUGGAACUGAAGCGGGAGUUUCCUUUCGAGGACGCCUUGCGUAUGCUCGAAGUGCAAUGGAGCUCAUUAAAAUAUGAGUCGUUGACUGGGGAAUUAGCCCUCUACGAGAAGGAAUUCGAGCCGAUUCUACCAGAGGAGCCGCCACCUGCUAGUCCAUCGUAUAUUGUCGCGAAGCCUAGAGAGAACCCGUACACGAAAAUUUGCGCCUUGCGUCGCCAGAGCUCUUCGGUGUCGCUUAGUUCUACAUGCUCGUCGCAAAAUCUCUCUACUUCGUUUACAAAUUCUCCAGGUGGGCGGUUAGACGGUACGAAGCGCCUCAACCAAAGUAUGGACGAUAACAUUUCUUCAAGAAGCAUACGAAAGAAUCGAAAUGUUUCCAAAGCCCAUCAGAGUCUGGACGAGUCGAAAAUGAUGAUGCUAAUGGAGCAUUUAAAUGAAAAUGGCCACAAACUAACUUCCACUGAACUGAGGAAUUUCGAUGAGUUCAGAGAAACUUCUGUGGAAGGAGAAACUGAAGACGUUGAAAACGUUCACGGUGAAUAUGCAGAAGAAGAAGAGGAAGAUUUUGUUUUCCAUCCAACAAAUCCGUUUAUGGAAGAUGUUGGAAAGCAGAACGACGACGAUCAAGACGUGCUUCCAUCAUCAACUAUUGCUGCUACCACCACAACAAAUGCCUUUCUCGAUAGUACCGACACAGCCAGUGAGGACGGCAACAGUGAAGAAAAGCGUACAAUUCCAAAGAGCAUCAUGAAACUGCACAACAAAAACAUUUUCUCCAACUACAAUGCUGUCAGCAAUAUAAUUGCAAAGCAGAUAACGAGUACCAGUGGAGGAGUGCAGGCUCAGACACACGCACAGGCAGGAAAAAGAGGUGGUGGUCAUUUUAAAGAACUUAAGGAGAAAAUAGUCGCCAACAAGAGAGGAGGCAAGGGAAUUGGGGGCUCUCACAAACUAGAGAGAUCCAAAGGAGCAGCUAUAAGUGACGAUACUGAUACUGGAAAAGCAAAUCGGGCACAGCCUAAACUUAUAAAAAAUUUCAAUGAAUUCCUAAAUUUAUCUUCGAUAAAUCGAACUCGUAUGAUGUUGGACAAGCAAUCCUCAAGUUCUCAACCAGCAGGUAUACGAACCGAUAGUUCGGUACUAAAUCCACUGCUUAAACUAUCGAGAGGAAUUUCCUCUGUUGAGGACUCUGAUUCGUCAACAGCAGAGACCUGGAGCGAUACGAUGAUGGCGCAAAAUUCUUCUGUUUCGCCGGUGCCUUCAGCGCUUAAAUUGCAAUUGGAUUUAAAAAGGGACUUUCUUCAAGAAUUUCCACAAAAGAUCGAAAACGAUCCAAAUAUAACUCCCGAUGAUAUUCAGGAGCAAGAAUAUUAUCCAAUGACCACUGCAAUGACACGUGAAUUACGCCUCGAAAUGGAGAAUUUGGAUCGACAAGUCUUUGGUCCAUCAACGGUUAUUGUUGAACCUCCGCCAAUAACGUCGGACAUUGAAUAUGAAAAACUAGAUAGGGAUUCAAUGGACUUAGUUGAGGACCUAAAAGAGGAUGAAAUUAUAACAUGUCCCGACAUAAACGAGUUGAUUGUUCGGCGUAGAGAACGUGAUGCCCGAAAUUUAGAUGCGGCUCAACGCAUCAGCACAUGCAGCAGCACAAGAUCAGAUGUUUUUGUUUGGGAAAAUCCUCUGCAUCAGAUGUCCAAUAAUUCAAGUUGUAAUUUCAAUGAAAUACUGGAUCCCAGUGAAGCAUCCUCUCAACCUCCUGCAGUGGAACAGUACGAGGAAGAAGUUUUCCAAUUUGGCACCGACUCCACUACCAAUACCGAACAACUCAUUCCAUUAAUUGAUAGCCUAAAUCCUUUUAUUGAAGCGGUCAGCUCCACUACCACACCCGAACCACUCGUAGAAGCACAAUCAAAAUGCCCCGAUCUAGAGGUCGAAGAAGCCACAACAGCUGAUAUCACAUUCUCGAAGGGUGCUCCUACCAACAGUAACUUCCUACCACCGCCUAGUGAACUUGGCGGCGGCCAUCCAUUCCUCAUUUUCUUAUGCCUCACUCUUCUGCUACAACAUCGCACACCGAUUAUGAAAAGUGGCAUGGACUACAACGAGAUUGCUAUGCACUUUGACAAAAUGGUUCGCAAGCACGACGUCACCCGAGUGCUAAACCAGGCCCGCUGCAUGUAUAUUGACUACAUUAAAAACCAAAAUGCACGCACCACUUUCUCUGAAAAAGAAAAAAACAACACCAGCAGCAGUGGUACUUUUAACUCGACGACUUCUUAGACAACUAGGCAACCAAGCACAGAUUUACACAAUUUGUUAAUCAACAACAGCUAGCUUGUAUGUACUUGUAACAUUUUUUCCCUAUAAAUUCCAAUUCCAAUUUAAAUCAAACAAACAAAUUCACUUAAUGUACACCAUCAACCAUCACUUCAACUUCAACCUACACUUCACACAACACACAACUAUUAUGCAUUUAAAUGGAAAGAGAAAAAAUAUAUUUAUAUUUAAAUCAAAUUAAAGUCUGAUCGCUUGUUAUAUUUUUCAAAAGAGCAAACAUUAAAAAAAUAAAUAUAAAAAGAAGCAAACAACAAUAUAUUAUAAUACAUAGCUUUAAACCUAAAUUUUAAAUCUUUUAUAAGUAAGAUAUUUGUGCGUAUGUUCUUUCUGAGUUAUGAUUAUUUUGUGUAUUUGUUUUUAAAACGAGUAAGAUUAAUAUUUAAAAGAAAAACAAGAAAAUAUUCAGCUUAAACUAAAGAAUUUAAUUCAAAAAAAAAACAA